Leptopilina boulardi is the source of this 766-nucleotide messenger RNA. Its product is annotated as transcription elongation factor SPT4-like. Gene Ontology annotation, molecular function: zinc ion binding; RNA polymerase II complex binding. The coding region runs from base 181 to 525 and encodes 114 amino acids. The record is from RefSeq and is a predicted model, not a curated record. The transcript is spliced from 4 exons. Gene Ontology annotation, cellular component: nucleus; DSIF complex. Gene Ontology annotation, biological process: mRNA processing; regulation of transcription elongation by RNA polymerase II; chromatin organization. NCBI's taxonomy places the organism in Eukaryota, Metazoa, Arthropoda, Insecta, Hymenoptera, Figitidae.
UUUUCGAGUUCCUUAUUUCGAGAUUUAUCGAGUUCAGUGCAACACUGUUUUUUUAAAGAAAGGACAACAAAUAAGACAAUAACCGCAAAUUAAGAAAUAUAUUGAGUUUUAAUUUUUGCAAAUUGUUUGUAUCAGAGGCUUUUAGAAAUAAAUUUUUUUUAUUAAUUUUGGAAACAAAAUAUGGAUACAGUUCCUAAAGGACUCCGAAGCUUAAGAGCAUGUUUAGGAUGUUCAUUAAUUAAGACAGUAGAUCAAUUUGAACUUGAUGGCUGUGAAAACUGCAACUUAUUUCUUAGAAUUAAAAAUGACAGAGAUGCAGUUAUGAGAUGCACAAGUGGAAACUUUGAUGGCAUGGUCGCAGUAAUGUGCCCAGAAGACAGUUGGGUUUCGAAGUGGCAAAGAAUUAGUAAAUUUACAAAAGGUGUUUAUGCUCUUUCUGUUUCCGGGACAUUGCCUAGAGAAGCAAUAAAAGAUAUGCGAAGUCAAGGAAUAACAUAUAGAAAUCGAGAUACAAGUCAACGAUGAUUUUAAAAAAUGUUUAAACUAAUGAUAAAAUAAUGCAUUCCAUGAUAAUGAAUGUUUCUGACUAUUCUGAAGAAGUAUUUAUUAAAUUAUUGAUAUCUUCAUUUGCAGAAAAAUUUCAUAUAAAAUAUUGUUUCAUAUUGUCAAACACCUCUGUGUCUACAUACAUUUUAAAUCUGUAAUCUAAAAACAUAUAUAUUCAUAAAUGUAGUUAAUAAACAUUUUAUACAUGCAUUGAAUUAAA